AUGGCGAUAAAACCAGAUACACAUGCCACGCCGCUCACCACCCAGAUUGAAAACCCUCGUCUGAGAGUGCUGAACCAGCUGAAAAAUGGCCAGUAUCCGCUGAUGACAUUCAUGGCGAUUCCCUCGGUGCGCCAGGCACAGAUCGUGGCCUUGACUGGUGUCGACGGUAUCAUCAUUGACUGCGAGCACGGCAACAUUGGGGACGAUUCGAUGCACAACGCCGUUGCAGCCAUCUCGGCUCUCAGUGUGUCGCCCAUCAUUCGCAUCCGAGGACCUGCACAUGAUAUUGUAAAGCGAGCUCUCGACACUGGUGCGCAUGGUAUUAUGGUGCCACAAAUCAACACCGCGGAGGAGGCCCGUCAGGUGGUCGCGUCUGCCAAAUUUCCUCCAUUUGGUGUCCGCGGCCAAGGCUCCGCGUUCCCAGCAAUCGGCCAUGGCAUCACCACGCCCAAGUACAUGAAAUCGGCGAACGAGACGAUCCUAACUAUGAUCCAGAUCGAAACCCGCGCUGGGGUGGAAAAUGUUGAUGCCAUUGCAGCCGUCCCCGGCGUCGACCUGCUCUUCAUUGGUCCCAAUGAUCUGGCACAGUCACUACUGGGCUACGUGCCUGCACGGGGUGACGAACCCGAGUUUCUGGAUGCGAUCGAAAAGAUUGUGGAUGCGGGUCGGCGGCAUGGAAAAUGGGUGGGGCGCAUGGUCAAUAACGGAUCCACAGCACAAGACGCUCGGAAGACAUAUGACAGCGUCGCCAUCACUGGCGACACAAAGGCGAUCCAAAAUUGGUAUAUAGCUGAGCUGGAAAUUGCAAGAUCAUAG
Messenger RNA from Exophiala bonariae, 816 nucleotides. RefSeq lists its product as uncharacterized. Gene Ontology annotation, molecular function: aldehyde-lyase activity. NCBI's taxonomy places the organism in Eukaryota, Fungi, Ascomycota, Eurotiomycetes, Chaetothyriales, Herpotrichiellaceae. Gene Ontology annotation, cellular component: cytoplasm. The record is from RefSeq and is a predicted model, not a curated record. The transcript has a single exon. Bases 1 to 816 code for a protein of 271 amino acids.